AUGGACGUCUCCCCAGCUCCUGUGCCCCCCCACCCUGUGAAGACCUUGCAAAAGCAGUGGCUGGAAGCACUGGGCGCCUUCAGCCAUGUGCUGACUUUAAUGUCAGCCCCUUUUUGCUUCCUUCUUCUCUUCCUCCUCCUUGUCACAUGGCUCUGGCCUCUGUCUGUUCUCUACAUGAUGUGGCUCUACCUGGACAGGGACACACCCAGCCAAGGGGGUAGGCAGUUUGUGUGGCCAAGGACCUGGGCCAUCUGGAAACACCAACGGGAUUACUUUCCUAUCAAGCUGGUGAAGACAGUAGAGCUGCCCCCCAGCCAGAACUAUGUGCUGGGGGCCCACCCCCAUGGCAUCAUGGGCACCGGAGCCUUCUGUAAUUUCCUCACUGAGAGCAAUGACUUCUCCCAGCUCUUCCCGGGGCUGCAGCCCUGGCUAGCCAUGCUGUCUGGUAUAUUCUACCUCCCAUUGUUCCAGGAAUACAUCAUGAUGCAUGGACUGUGUCCUGUGAGCCUUAACAGCCUGGACUUUGUGCUGUGUCAGCCCCGGCGGAGCCAGGCAGUGGUCAUCGUGAUCGGGGGUGCCCAGGAGGCCCUGUACAUGGCCCGAAGGCGGCACAGCCUGGAACUCCUGAAUCGCAAAGGCUUUGUGCGCCUGGCGCUGAGGCACGGGGCCUCCCUGGUUCCUGUGUACUCCUUUGGGGAGAACGACACCUUCAGAUGCAAGGCUUUCCCCAAAGGCUCCUGGCAGUACCUGUGCCAGGUCACCUGCAAGAGGGUCACCAGCAUAGCUCCCUGCAUCUUCUGGGGCUGUGGUCUCUUCUUGCCCAAGUCCUGGGGUCUGCUGCCCCUGUCUGUGCCCAUCACCACCGUGGUGGGUGGCCCCAUCCCCGUGCCCCAGUGCAGCAGCCCCAGCCAGGAGCAAGUUGACCACUACCACACUACCACAGGCUCUAUAUGGACACCCUGGAGUGAACCUUCCAUGCUGCGGACAGGGGUGGGGAGUGGAGAGGGACUGGAGAGACCAAAGCUGAUGCAGACUGGGACCUUGGCCUCAGCCCUCGUCUCCCCGAGCCCUGGCUGUGAUGACGGGGACAACGACGACGAGAAGAUGGCCUUCAGGUCUUCAUCCGUUGCAUCUUCACCUCGGCCUGUGGGGCUGAGCCUCCUGCUGGCGGGCACUGGCUCUGAGCGCUGGUGA
This is a messenger RNA of Lepus europaeus (European hare), 1194 nucleotides long. RefSeq names its product 2-acylglycerol O-acyltransferase 3-like. The transcript has 9 exons. Gene Ontology annotation, biological process: triglyceride biosynthetic process. Gene Ontology annotation, cellular component: endoplasmic reticulum membrane. Gene Ontology annotation, molecular function: diacylglycerol O-acyltransferase activity. The coding region runs from base 1 to 1194 and encodes 397 amino acids. NCBI's taxonomy places the organism in Eukaryota, Metazoa, Chordata, Mammalia, Lagomorpha, Leporidae. The record is from RefSeq and is a predicted model, not a curated record.